GAGGCUAGGUGGGGGAAGUACCGGCUCCGAUAUGACAAGUGUGCGGGCCAAGCCUGGCGCAGUGUGUAGCUAGCCGCGGCGGUAAGUGUGUGGCCUUCAGGUUCCUGUGUAAGAUGAGCGAGGUGGCGGAAUUCUUCCGGGGCCGGGCUGUCCUGGUGACGGGAGCCUCGGGCUUCAUGGGCAAGGUACUGGUAGAGAAGCUCCUGUACAGCUGCUCCGAUCUGCGCGCCAUCUACAUCCUCAUGCGCAAGAAACGCAACAAGGCACCGGAAGUGCGCACGGAGGAAAUGCUGAAGCUUCCGUUGUUCCACCGCCUGCGAAAUGAGAAGCCCGACGCACUGAACAAGCUGGUGCCUGUCCACGGCGACGUCACGCUAGAGGAGCUGGGUUUGACUCCCGAAGCUAAAACCAGGCUCCAAGAUGAGGUGUCCGUAGUGUUCCACUGCGCGGCCACCUUGCGGUUGGAAGCGAAACUAAAGGAUGCCACCGAGAUGAACACGGCCGGAACGUGGAGAUUAUUGCAGCUGGCUCGGGGCAUGAUCCACCUGAAGGUACGUUUAGACGACCCUGUACCUACUGCUGUGUUUACGUAGCUAUUUCUUAUCUUU
Cryptotermes secundus is the source of this 608-nucleotide messenger RNA. RefSeq names its product putative fatty acyl-CoA reductase CG5065. Gene Ontology annotation, biological process: long-chain fatty-acyl-CoA metabolic process. The record is from RefSeq and is a predicted model, not a curated record. The transcript is spliced from 3 exons. Gene Ontology annotation, molecular function: alcohol-forming very long-chain fatty acyl-CoA reductase (NADP+) activity. Gene Ontology annotation, cellular component: peroxisome. Bases 114 to 593 code for a protein of 159 amino acids. Lineage: Eukaryota; Metazoa; Arthropoda; Insecta; Blattodea; Kalotermitidae.